Molecule: messenger RNA, 3559 nt
Organism: Pygocentrus nattereri (red-bellied piranha)
Lineage: Eukaryota; Metazoa; Chordata; Actinopteri; Characiformes; Serrasalmidae
Product: tumor necrosis factor receptor superfamily member 17
Exons: 4
Coding region: 2568-3140 (190 amino acids)
Biological process (GO): tumor necrosis factor-mediated signaling pathway
Molecular function (GO): signaling receptor activity
Source: RefSeq, a predicted model, not a curated record
UUUACAUCUCAGCAAUUUAAUUAUACACAACCUAAAUCGAUAGACUUUCCAUAUAAGUGUCCACAUGAGUACUUUCCUGAUCAUUUUUGUAUGAUGAAGUACCUGUUCACCUACAAUUUCACUGCUGGCUUUUUGUGCACUUUUCUGUAUAUAGGAAUAUUUCUUAUGCCACAAGCCAAGAUAAAGGUGUAAUUUGACCAGCUGUCUCUUGCCAAGGUUUAUCCCUUACAGUGUACUUUGACCACUUUUACAGAACAUCAUAUUUCCCUCAGAAUGCCUACUCAGUGUGCCGUUGACAGCUGUGCUGCCGCAGUCUACCUCAUCAUUUCUGAUCAUAGACAUUGAAGUCUAGUGGUAUAUUUGAAGUGGACAAAGGAGAGAAAUAUCCAACAUUGAAGAAAGAUUACCAUGAAGAAAAGUGUUCAGGGAGUUGGUCGUUGUAAAUUUUCAUUUUGGUUUGCUGUGUUUCAUGACAUUUUUGGUUUGCUGGUCCUCUUGUCUGGUGUGUUUUGGGAUAUAUUUUUCCAUGACUUUUUGAUCUAUGCCGGAUCUGUGAUCAUUUUUCUGAGCCUUAUAUGGUGGGUGUUCUGGUACACUGGUAACAUUGAGGUGCCUCCUGCAGAGUUGGACGAAGAUGUUACGCCACAUCAAAGAAAAAAGGGGAUUUCAGGUGUUGUGCGCAAAGUCUCCAACCGUCUUUCAAAUGGUCUAAAAAAUUCCUUUAGGAAAAGUGGGACAUCCAGCGGGCAGGUGGGAAGCUCUUGGCUGAAUGGCACCAACGGGACAGUUCCAGCAGAGCAGCCUUCCAUCUCCAUGGUCUCCUAUAUGAACACACAACCAGUGGGGAAGACCAACAACUUGAACAGAGAACCAAUAUCAGUAUAACCUAGAGUGGUGUGAAGAUCAUUGAUUGAACUGAACCUACAACUGAAUCUACACACUGUCAAGAAUGCACAUGACUGAAAACAUAUAGUAAAUAUAUUGUGGAGUCAUUUCUCAUUUCUUCACAGUUGAUUUACUUUUUUAUGAUACUAUGUAAAUGUUCUGGGUAAUGCAAUGACUGUUGAAUAUAUUUCCAAUAUGAUUAAAUGAACUGUACUUGAUUACCAGUGAAAUACUGAAAUAUUUAUUUAAUGUCUUGCUGGGAAAGCUCUGAUUUCUUCAGUUGAUACAUCUUCAAUUCAUCUAACUCAAUAUGCAUUUUUUCUCACCUUAAAGAUAUUGUGACAUAAACACCAUCGUAUCUAAGAUGAUAAAUGAUAAUAUUGUGGGACUAUAUAUAGAAUCAUUUCCAAAAUAAAAAUUUUACUCUUAAAUUUAAAAAAUGAAUAAAUUUUUUCCCAACUGCCCCCAACUCAUAAGCAGUGGAGCUUCUUAAGUUGUAUGGGAAAAACAUCUCAGGUAGCUCCUCAGAAAGCUGCUGGAGCGAAUGUUGAGAAUGUCCAAAAUGCAUUAAAACAAAGGGAGGCUACUUUCUGAAAGGAUCUGUAUUAGUUUAGAUCUUAGUGUUGUUUGGAUGUGAUGUGAUGUUUUAUUGUAGUUUUAGGUUUUCCUGUUCUAACAUGAUUCAGUUCAAGAAAGACUUGACCAUUAGGCAAAACAUGAAACUGGUCUGGAGAUCCACUGACAUGGCCUCAAAUAUACAAUUACCAGGAUAAGUGCGAUAAAAUAAGUAUGAUUUAAUGAUGCUUUUGGGAUAUGGCUGAAAAUUAAAUUGUUCCAGAAACACAUAGUAGAUAUUUUAUAUAACAUUAUAUACAAACAUCAAAAUUGACAAUUUACUAUGAUUCUAAAGUCUAAUAGUAAUAUUAAUAGGGAGUUUGUCCCUCCUUGACUACAGUCACAGCCUCUUCUGGAAAGGCUUUACACUAGAUGUUGGAAGAUUGCUGUGAAGAUUUGAUUGGAUUCAGCCGCAAUCAAAUAGUUAGGUAAGGUACUGAUGAUGGAUGAUUAGUUCUUGAACACAAACACCACUCCGACUCAUCCCAAAGGUAUUCACUGGGCACGGUGACCUUAGGCUCAUGUGCAGCUGCUUCAGAGCAACCCUUUCUAGUGGAAGUGCUUUUCUGUGGAGAUUAUGCAUUGUGUGUGUGCAGGUGUCCAAAGUAAUUAAAAUCUACUAAGAAGAAGAAUUGUCUGGAUAGUUUUAAAGAUGUAGUGGAUGUUUUUGUAUGUUUAUCUCUUUUAAUCCCAGUGUCAAGUAGAAUUUUUUUUAAUAAUCUUUGCACACUUUUUAUCAUAAAAAGUGAGACAAAGCAGAAGUGACAGAGACCUCUGCUAUGACUUCAUAGGUCUACAUAAUGUGACAUAUAAUAAGUUCAGUAUGCCUUGCAUUUUGAAUCCUGAAUCUUCAGUCAUCAUGAGACUGUACUUAGGAAAAGGAGAAAAGAGGAGCAUGAUCAUAAGACUGUACUUAAACCUUUCUCAAGGUUAAUAAAACCAGAACUUUUGGGUGAGCUUGUUCAACUGUAAAGGGACUUCCCCUUCCCCUCAGUGGUUAUUUACAUACUGGAAGUAUAAAUGCUGCUUGCUCUUUAAUAGGGUACAUUCAGAGCUCUCAGUAAAAGAUGAUUCUGUACGUAUGGCUUUUACUUUACAUUACUACUGUUGCUGAGAGUAAAUGUGCCAAGAAUUAUUACUAUGAUGGACUUCUGGAGGAUUGUCGGCACUGCUCCAUUAGAUGCAACUCUCCCCCAACCAUUUGCACCACAUAUUGUAGGCCUACCUCGACAUCAGGCAAUGAAGCUAGAGAGAACCAAAACGUGCGCACAAUCCUAAUAGUGCUGUUUGUAUUUCUUGGAGCUUGCACCGCUCUGACUUUAAUUCUGCAGGUCAUUCGAAGGAAGGCCUGUAAACACGUCCCCCUUGCAAAAGCUCAAAAACAAGAUUCAUCUGAAAGUGAGAGAGGAUCUGAUGUAACUGAGCAGUCUGAGGAUGCAGACGGAUUUGCAGCUGCUAAUGGAGCAGCAGAUAUAGAAAAGGGAAUAAACCCAGCUCACUACAACUCCAACCUCCCUCUGCCCUCCACUGAGGAGGGUACCACUGUCCUGGUCACCACAAAGACCGUGCAAAUGUAUAAUUGUAGUACGCAUUACACACAGGGAGUAACAUCAGGCAUCUGGAGAACUGGCACUGUGUGAGCAGUAGGCUACCUCCUUAACACAGGACAGACUGACAAUAUACUGUUUUUCUUGAAAAAAUUGACAGCUCAAGAGGAUUGCAACUCUGAUUAAGCAAUAGAAUUGAUUAGUUUUAGUAUGUAAAUGAAGAAGCAUGCCUACUUUUAAAUCAACUGCUCAGUGUGAUACAGUGGUGCUGGUCAGGUGGGUAGCAACAUGUUCAAUGUAACAUGUAACAUGUACACAUGUCUAAUUUUGAUGGAUUUACAUUUUCAAAUGAUGAUAAUUUUACUUCAAUUGAAGUAUGUAAGUAUGUUUGUGAAGAAAAUUAAUCUACUGUUUAGUUGCAAUUUGAUAACAUUUAGCCAUUAAUUAUGAUUAUUUGUGUUCACUGAUACCAGCGCGCACACACACACACACACACACACACACACACACAC